CCUCAUGGAAACCGGCCGUGCGGACGGGUCGGUAACGGUCACCCGGGAACAUAUGGCCCUGCGUGCGAUGUGACGCCUCCUGACCGACGCCGUCAUCGUUCUCGCUCACGUAUGAAAACACGCUCUCCCGUUGACAUUCCCGUCGAUCGUCCACUCGGUGCGCGCGUCCACCCUACCGGCCGGAAUAUACGCGGCGGAGGCCCCCACGAUUGGAAGACGCCGCACGUUAUUGCGCCGUUCACUUAGCUUAUGUACGUUAUAUGCGUCAGUGUCGAGAUUAGUAUACGGCGGAUAACUGGUCGGAAGAGGUGAGCGAUCGCUGGCGACAGGCGUUUGAAAAAUCUGCGAGAAUGAGCGACGACCAGACGAGCGAGCAGAGCCCGACUGCUGAGCUGUCGUCGAGCGACAUUGAAAAGCUAGAAGAGGCAAAAUUGAAAGCAAAGUUCCCGAAUGUAGCUGGUCGACCAUUUGGCGGUCAUUCCGCGUUUCUGCAGAAAAGGCUAGCCAAGGGGCAAAAAUAUUUUGAUUCCGGGGAUUAUCAAAUGGCAAAACAAAAAUCUACAGCUAAGCCAAAGCCAGCUGGUGUUCUGCCAACAGGCGACGCUAUACCGACACCAGAAACAGUACCACAGCGAAAAACGUCUAUUAUCCAACAAAAAUUUAAUACAUCGACAACGUCCUAAGAUCUGCUGAUUCCGUCACUUCUCAAAAUACAUUUUAUUAAUUUAGUCUUACGUUCAGAUGCCGGAGUAAUAUAUGGUGUGAUUAUGAAUAAUUGGUGGCUUAUAUGCUCGAGAACAUUUUCAGGAUCUUUCACGGGACAUUUUACAGCAUCAUAAAGUUCGGUGUCCUUAGGAAACCUAAUCAAUUUUUUUAGCUGCGCAUUCUUAAUACAGCGGCUGCAAUGUAAAAUAAAGCAGUGUUCUAUGCUACGUGCCACAGUGCUCUAUAUAAGUUUUAUAAAAUGUGGAAGUAAUCUAAGUAUCAGCUUGACUCUUCUCUCAAGUAUCAACUUGAUUCCUCUCAAUAACCAGUCAUUUAGAUAUCCUUAUUUUCGAAAUGGAUUCCAUUCUGAUUUGCAGUAAGGAGUUAAACAUAAAGAAAGUUGCACUGGUACUCGAGUUGCAUCGUUAGCCAGCAAUAAAUAUGCAUUUUAGGUGCACAUAUGUAAAAAUUUAUAUUGAGAAUGUGAGAUAAGUAAACGAAUAAUAAUAAUAAAUAUCUAAUAACAGGAAAGUUUAUCUUGGAUAUAUAAUUUGAGUAUGAUCCACUUGUGCAUGAUAAGAUUAAGGGUAAGAAAAUAUACAGAUCUGCAUUUCCAAAGCUGCUGUGAUGCGCUCUUAGUAAGACUAUUUUCUUAUGAAAAGCCGUAUUUACUGUAAAAAAAAUCUAUAGUGCGAACAUAAUUUUAAACAGAACUACAGUUUCGCUUAUUGUAAAUUACAUUUAGUAAUAUUAUAUAUUGCAAUUAUAAAAUC
Vollenhovia emeryi is the source of this 1478-nucleotide messenger RNA. It is a transcript of the gene endos, whose product is annotated as alpha-endosulfine. Gene Ontology annotation, molecular function: protein phosphatase inhibitor activity. The transcript has 3 exons. Lineage: Eukaryota; Metazoa; Arthropoda; Insecta; Hymenoptera; Formicidae. Gene Ontology annotation, cellular component: cytoplasm. Bases 351 to 683 code for a protein of 110 amino acids. The record is from RefSeq and is a predicted model, not a curated record.